Molecule: messenger RNA, 2709 nt
Organism: Diaporthe amygdali
Lineage: Eukaryota; Fungi; Ascomycota; Sordariomycetes; Diaporthales; Diaporthaceae
Exons: 5
Coding region: 1-2709 (902 amino acids)
Source: RefSeq, a predicted model, not a curated record
AUGAAGACCGUCGUCGUCACUCUCUUUCUUGCGAGCCUUGUGGCCUCAGAGGCUCCACAGGAGCACUCGCAUGAGGCCAUUUUGCAGGCCACUCAGACGAUGCUGGAACUAAACAAUCCGCUCCAGAUAGAGAAUGCAGUAUUCGGCCUACUAGGCGAUGCAGGUGCCAAAAGUGGUGGCGGCACAGUCACCAAUCUGAAAUGCCUGCAACAGAACAUUGCCGACCAGGCCUUCACCAACGCCAAGGCUGCGAACAACACCGCAGGCAUGGCAAAUGCCCUCAUGUUUCGCGCACUGGAGCGCAAUACUACUCCAGUUGGGGGCGCUUCUGAGGCCUGCGACGAAACCGCCGUGAACCCAGAGAUUGCGGCUGUCAAGCAGCACCAGGAUCCAGCCUCACCUGACGCCGCUGGAAACAAGCAGAUUACUCUCGACCUUGCGACUCAACUCCAGGCCGUUGGUGCGGAUCCGAAUCUUGCAAUCCAGACUGGCACUUUCCCCGCCGGAACUAUCGGCGAUCCCACCGGUGAUGGCUUCAUCUGCGAUGACUCGGCUGACCCAGUCGGCUGUAUCUUUUCGACAAACAUGCUGGUGGCUGACGUUACCGAAGCCGAGAUAGCCUCUCACUUGGCCGGGUCUCAAGUCUCCGGCGACGUCGUCGUCGCGCAGGCUGAACAGGGGGACCUAGCGCAGCUCGCUGAGCUCGCGCAGACUGUGAACCUCACUAAGAAGGCAGCUGACCUUCAGGGCGAAUCUAAUGCCAAGGGUACUAUUUUCGCACUGGGCGCAAAAGCAGCAGCAGCUCACCCGAACGCGGCUGAUGCCCAGAAGGCGAUCACUGCUGCGCUGUCGGUUAACGCUACGGUAGCCGCGGCUGCUGUGGAUGGCGUUGCCGCUCGGUGCACGACCGCGGUGAGGCAGACUGUGCAACAGUCUGAUAACUCUGGAGGUAAUGCAGUUCAUAGGACAGGGGUAUGGAUGACCUCCGACGAGAUACCUGGAACUCGGCAAAAGCUGUCUUCUGAGUUUCUCGUGCAACAGAUGCAAAGCCUCAUCUACGAAUACGACGUUACUCAAUCCACUCCGCGCUCUCUGAAGCACUUCAAUUGUGUCUCGCUUAACGAAGAUGAUGGACAAAUCCAUGCCGACAGCAACACCGCCCUCACAGCCCCGGCACAGGCCCAGGUUACAUUGCCUGUAUCGGAUGCGUCGUGCCAGCACGACCCAAAACACAAAAGGCAAAACCUGGAAAAGUCUUCAGAGAUUGACUGUGAUAUCUACAGAGGACGAUAUGGGCCCGACGGAACUGCGCCUUCUUCGCGAUGGUUCCAUCGACGAAGCUGUGUACCGAGGCUCGGGCAUACCGAUCCUCCUGCCACAUGGAAGGGUUUCGAUACAGGAAGCUGCACGCAGUAUCUAGAGAACGCCGAAAAUUACGAGAUUCCGUCUCCCCGGAACUCAGUUUUCCAAGAGCCUAAAGCUGCUCCCAUCAAGCUCAGCGACGUCGCCGAAGAAGGUGUGAAAAGGAGAAGAAGCAGUGUCGAAACUUCGGGCUCCUGCCAACGGAGAGAUUCGGAACAGAUCAGAUUCAUUGUUGGACACGAGCAACCCGCGCGCUCUGCGUUGGCAUCGGAGUACAUUCCGCCAGAUCCAGGCAAGCGGCCAUAUCAGCCACUGACUCGACCUGAAGGCCAGAUCAGACUGUUUCGACUUAAUCAGGCUGCUCAUGGCGGUCAGAUUAGCGGUUCUUUUGUUUAUUCUGACAUCAAGUCGUGUCCAAAAUACACUGCAUUGUCCUAUGCUUGGGGGAAACCGACCAAGACUCGCAAAAUCACUAUCGAAAGAGAAUGUGAUUUGGAGAUAGGGGAGAAUCUAUGGUGGUUUCUUCACUGUCGAAGUCUCAGCCUGAAAAAGCCUCGACUCUUCUGGAUUGAUGCUAUUUGCAUUGAUCAGAGCAACGUGAACGAGCGCAAUCACCAAGUUAGUCUGAUGAAACAGAUCUAUUCGAUGGCCUCAAAUGUCUACAUUUGGCUGGGUCGCGAAUCUGAAAAUAGUCGUCUAGCUAUGGACUUCCUCGCGAAUGAAGGGGCGAAUCCCCCAAAGCGGCAGUCCGGCGAUGGUCAUCCCAUUUGGGACAGGCAAGAAGGCAAGGCUGUAAGAGAUCUCUGCGAAAGACCGUAUUGGAGACGCAUGUGGAUUAUUCAGGAGAUCAUCCACGCAAACAGACUCACGGUAUGGUGUGGCUCUCAGCGCAUCGAUUGGCCGGUAUUCGACAGACUGUACCUCACUAUGAAGACCAUCGAGGAGAAUGACCGCUUCGAAAACCACGACUUCGUCAAAGAAGUCCUGCAGAGCCCAGCGUUUGUUAUGGUCUGGCAGAGAGCCCAUUGGAGGCACCCAGAGACGCCUACGCCCAAACUCCAGACACUUAUAGAGACAUUUCAAGGCUGGGAGUGCACGGAUCUGAGGGACAAGGUGUAUGCUCUUGUCAGUAUGGCAGAUCAGGAAACUGCUGUUCUACCAAACUAUUCGAGAUCUCCACGUCAGAUAUAUUAUGAUGUCCUGCGCCGGGGAGUGGCGUACGAUGAUUGCUUCUGCAAUCUGCUCUCUCACGUUCUUGGAAUACAUGAGGCAGGCAUUGGCUUUGCGGGACUUUAUGUUACGCGAGUCCCGGCGUCUUGCAGUCAGGCUAGACGAGCAUCAGACUGA